Alosa sapidissima (American shad) is the source of this 3341-nucleotide messenger RNA. It is a transcript of the gene cracdlb, whose product is annotated as cracd like b. NCBI's taxonomy places the organism in Eukaryota, Metazoa, Chordata, Actinopteri, Clupeiformes, Clupeidae. The record is from RefSeq and is a predicted model, not a curated record. The coding region runs from base 349 to 3186 and encodes 945 amino acids. The transcript is spliced from 12 exons.
UGCGCUUUUCACGAGUUGGAGGAGGUCCUUUUACACAGCCCCAGGGCUUCGACUGAGAAUGAGGCGCUGGAUUCUAAAUGAGUAGAUUUGAAGCAAAUCAAAGGACAACUCCACACACCAAGAGCAGGAUGAGACUUGCACUUUUGGCUAUUCAGUAAACAGUAGUGGACAUUCAACAGAUUUUAUGGUCGAUGAGGACGUCGUUUUUCCACAGACAGGGAUUUGUCUCACCUAGAGGUCCCACCCUGGUGUCAUCAGGGUCACUGUAGGUGGACAGUGAGUCAUGCUAAGGGUCCAAGAUCAGGAGCACUGAACAAAUGAGUGAGCAACAGAUUUCCAAGUAAAACUAUGUACAGAAGCACGGAGGUGGAGCGUGGUGGGGAGGAUGUCCCAGGACGGAAGAAGUCCCGGUUCAAAGCGCUCAAGUCGCGCCUGUUUGGGAGGCUGAGGAGGAAGGACACGGACGGCGUGAUAAAGCCCAGUCAGUCCGCCAGUGACAUCAUGGCGCCCGAGGCUGCCAGGGGAGGUUACGACUCCGAGGAGGAUUCUCUCUGUCCCAGAGGGACAUUAAGCUCGAGAGCCUUGUCCCAUGACAGCAUCUUCUUGGCUGAUCAGGCUCAGAGCUCCUCAGAGUCAACUCGCGUCCUGUCACAGGAGAAUGUCCACAGCAAAAUCAAAGCCUUACAGAUGAAGCUGCAACAGCAGAACUUCCACCUGGGGCCUCCUCCCCUGCUGAUCCCCAGCAAGCGGCAGGAGGACUCGGGAGCGACCUCGGACGACGACGGCUUACCACACAGCCCGCCGGAAAUCUCCUUCCAGGAUGGAGGAAGACACACCUCAUCCUAUAAGAGGAAUCACAGCUCCCUCAGCCUGGCUGGAACUGGCAGUGAGGAGGAAGAGCAGACUUCCUCCAGGCCUCUCUCGCCUCUGUCCAGGCCGUCCCUCAGAGCCAGCAGCCCCACACGCACGGCCGCGUCGUCCCCUCCUCCUGACUUCAGCUCUCCAGCUCAGUUCACGUCCAGCCUGGACACGUCGGCCGCACGUCACAAGAUGGCCGUCAAGCCCCGAAACCAGAGACCCAGUAACAAAGCGAAGAAGAUGUCUUCUAGUGUGCUCCGGCCGCGCUCAGAGAGCAUGCACGACCUGGUCCAGGUGCUAUCGGAGGGAGAGGAGGACGGGCUGGACGGAGCCGGCCCGUCCGAGGAGAGAUCUCGCUUCCGCUCCCACUCCACCCAAAUCGGCGUGAGCGACAGGGAACGAUUCACUUUCCUGGAGCUCCGGGCGGACAGAGAGUACAGUUUGUCACCGCUUCCACAGGAGGAGCACUCGCCCACGCCUGACCCAGAGGAUCGCAUCCCCAGAGCCAGUUAUGGCCUGGUCCUCAGCGAGGACGAAGACCCUGAGCAGACAGACCCUGAGGUGCGGGUCACUCCAAACCCUCUGUAUCUGCAGCCCAUGCCUGAAGACCUGCAGGCCGAGCCCUCUGAUUUCACCCCUGCCCCUGAGCUGGAGUCCACACUGCCUGAAACUACAAAGACAGAGCCUGCGACCACAGAACGUUCCAGAGAUGAGGAGCAUGAAGAGGAGGAGGACGCUGAGGAUCUAACAGAAGCACACAAACAACUGGACACCACUGAGGGAAAUCUGCUGCCUAAUGUCACUCCUUCCCGACUGGACUUAGAGAUUCCUAAGCUGUAUGAACAGAGUGUGGAUGACCAUGAGCAGUGUGUGGAUGACCUUGAACAGAGUGUGGAUGACCUUGAACAGAGUGUGGAUGACCUUGAGCAAAGUGUGGAUGACCCUGCAGGUGAAUAUAGGCCAACACAGGAAGCCGAGAGUGUCCCCUCUGGAGAGAAGAGGAAGAGUCUGGUCAGUGACGUGAGCCUACAAGCUGUCAGUCAAGCAGACACUCUCACCAAAUAUCAGCCUGUUGCAGCGCCUCGGGUCAGCAAGCCCACGUCAGAUCUCUCAUACACUGUCCCCCUGAGAAGGGGAGCAGAGAGCUCAGCUGAGAGUGACAAAGAGAUCUCCGCACACCCUGAGGUUGUACUUAGAGCGAGAGUGACCCCUGCAGGUCAGGAAAGUCAAAUGCUCCUGGACAAUGAGAAACGUCGACCAAAUUCUGGGUCUUUUUCUAUAUCUUCAGCACGACGCCGCUCCAGAGUUGUUGAUAGUGGGGAAUGGAUAACCAAUCCAGAGGAGGUAAGGAAGCCUGUAGAGCCAGCAUCUAGAGCUCCUUUAAACAAUAAAGACAUACCAGAGAAGCGUAGAGAGCAACUAGAACAGAAAACCAAAGAAGCCGCACAGAGACACCAGUUAGCUCCAGAGAAGAGAGGCAGUCUGAGGAGAGAGAUUGUGCCAGACGGUGCCGUCACUAGAGCGGUGGAGGAGAAGAUGGACGAGCGCUCCAGGGACGCCAAACGAAGGACAGAGACAACGGAGGAGAAGAGGAACGCGUUUGGGGUGACCCUGCGCACUACAUCCCUGUCUCUCAAGUACCGCUCAGAAACAGCCCAGUCCGAAGCCAAAUACAAACGGCACAGCCUGGAGGCCAGCAACAAGAGGGCCAUCUCUGAAGAUCUGCCAGGUCAACACACAGGAAACCUUCAGUCUUCCAGAGACACGGCCAGCUCAACUAUGAGGGCAGAAGCUCCAAAAAAGUCCUUUGGGCUCAGAAAGAACCCUUCCAUGAGCUCAGACUCUGGCCCAACUGCUACUUCUGCAGAAGAUCUUAAAAGCAAAGACUCAGCUUCCACAACCAGACCGUGGGAUCGAGAGGGUGCAGCCCUACAGAAAACCGCCUCCACACCAACACCACCUAAGCUGCCAGCCAAACCAUCCACACUACCACCAGCACCAAAGCCCACCCCCAGAGUAGCCACCGACAGGCCACUGAGCUCCUGGGGGACGGACAGGACAGCAGCGGACAGGAGGUGUGAUUGGGCAAACAUGGGCGAUAAAAAAGCCACUGUGAGCAAGAUGAGUGACAGAGCCGCAUGUGGAGACUCCCAGACCAAGUACAUUUCCAAACCAGCAGCAGGAUGUUCUGAUAGUUCCGGGUCACAGGCGUCAUCUUCACCAUCCCUACAACAAUCCGCCAGGGGUCAGCCAUCUUGGAUGGAGCUUGCCAAGAGAAAGUCUUUAGCAUGGAACGACAAGACUGACAGCAGACACAACUAUGAAUAAGACCUUGGAACUUGGAGCACUGUCAGGACCCUGAGCAGGUUGCUCUGUGACUGGACCUAGUAGUUACUGUAGGCAUAUGACUACCAUGAACCAGUUAUGAUAUCUCCUACUGGUACCUUUCUUUCUCUUUGCACAAUAAAUCAUGCCUUUCUAAA